AUGUCGACCAUUGACGCUCAUGUGGCCAAGGUUCUCGACAAGCAGAGACCAGGACAAGACUCCGACGAUGAAGAUGCUCUCAUUGCAGAGCUCGAGGACGACGAAGACAAUGCCUUUUCCGCACUGCGAGAGCAGAGACUUCAACAACUUCACUCAGAAAUGGCCAGAGCCAAGAUGAUGAAGGAGACAUCCCACGGCACUUAUAUGGAGAUCAAGGACGAGAAACAGCUCAUGGAUAUUACCAUCUCUGAAAGGUUAUGCAUUGUCCACUUCAUGAAGCCUGACUUCAACCGCUGCGGCGUCAUGGAUGAAAAGCUCCGGAUCCUGGCCGAAAAACACUUCGAUACUCGCUUCGUCAGCAUCAAUGUCGACAAUGCCCCCUUCCUGGUAGUGAAGCUUGGCAUCAAAGUUUUGCCAUGUGUCAUUGCUUUCAAGGAUGGCGUGGGGAUAGACAGGAUCAUCGGCUUCGAAGGCAUAGGCUACAAGCCGGACUCCUUCACUGUGGCGGAGCUAGAGGCAAGAUUACUGGCAUGUGGCGUGCUGGUCAGAUCGAAAAUGAACGACGGAGAUGAUCACAGAAGGGAGCGGAAGAGGGAGGAGCGGGAAGAGGAUGUUUACGCCGACGACUGGGAUUAA
Molecule: messenger RNA, 636 nt
Organism: Fulvia fulva
Lineage: Eukaryota; Fungi; Ascomycota; Dothideomycetes; Mycosphaerellales; Mycosphaerellaceae
Product: Thioredoxin domain-containing protein plp1
Exons: 1
Coding region: 1-636 (211 amino acids)
Cellular component (GO): cytoplasm
Source: RefSeq, a predicted model, not a curated record